GUCAGUUUUCAUUACAAAAUAUAAACAUAUGCCGAAGGAAGAGAAAUACGUCGAAUCGUGGAUUGUUGGAUGGCGGAAUAUUUAUUUCUUCAUUAUUUCAGCAUAAACAGUGAAUAUUUCAGGUCCUGCUAAGUCCCAGUGCAUGAAAUGUGAAUGUAAAUAAACGUGAACAUUAGGGAAUGCAUUGCUGUGUCAGAGAUUGCGAUACCGACGAGAAUGUCGUCAAUUGCACAUCUGUGUUUUUCGUUGGUUUUCCAUCCGACACAACGCUACGAUGCGAUUGGUUGAAUAUACUGACCGCCCACAACGCCAUACCGGAAGAGGUUACGGAACACACAAAAAUAUGCAGCUGCCACUUCGACGACGAAUCGUUCGGGAAGCAUCCCGUGCAUGGCUAUCGAUUCCUUCUUCCGACGGCGAUUCCGACCAUAUUGCCCGUUUCGCAGGAUGUGUCGAUCCUCCCGGAUGAUACAAAUGUGAUUGUGGAAUCUUUUGACACUGCAAGCAUCGAAACUCUGUCGAUUGCUCCUGAAGAACCGGAGGAACCAGUUCACUUGAUUCCAGCAACGUCAGCGGUUGACGGGUUGAUAAACACGCCGAAAACAAUUGGAAUUGAGUAUGCCAAUGGGAAAUACUAUUUUCUACAAUCAGAAGAUGAAUCUGAGGAGGAGGAGGAGGAGGUUCCGGCGAACGGUGAGAUCAUUCAAUCCGAAGGGACUCCGCUAGAUGAGGGCGCUAUGAUCGGCACCCAAGAAAAUGGUGAGGAUGUACAAAGUGAAUGCAAGUCGAGUGUCGAUAAUGUCAGUUGGCUUAAAGAAGAAAGCAUACAAUUGAUGGACGAAGCCGGAAUGGUUGUGCCGGAAGAAGCUACAACCGAAAUCGAUAGUAUAAUUGAGGAAGCAAGUGUUAUCACUACAUAUUGGGAUGUUGGGUGUAAUUCCGUGAAAGAGGAAAAUCGUGAUGAAAGCAAUGCGUGCAUGGAAAUGAUUGAAGAGGAUGCAAUCAAAUCGGAGUACGGAACAGUGGAAAUGCUAGAAGACCUCGGGACGCCUUCCGUUUCAAAGGAUAGGAGGGUCGAUAAACAUUUUUGUCAAUAUUGCGGCAAAGGAUUUCCCUAUGGGAGUGGACUCAAGAAACAUUUACUCGUGCAUACAGGAUUGAAGCCACACGCAUGUGAGACCUGCGGCAAGAGAUUUUCCCAGAAGAUAAACCUUACUAUUCACCUGCGGAGGCACACCGGCGAGGAACCGUUCAAAAAGUUCGUCUGCCCCUUGUGUGAGAAGAAGUGUAUACGCUUAAGCGAGCUGAAGAAUCACAUCAAAACACAUUGGAAAAAAACGCCCCAUGCGUGUCCAAUCUGUACAGAGCGCUUCGCAGACAUAACCAACUAUUACGACCACAUCAAAUCGAAGCACAAAGACGAGCUGACCCUGCAGGAAAGCAUCGAUCUGAUCGCACUGAAUGAAAACGCCGAGGUGAUUGUCCCAGGUGAUGGAGAAUCGUUAGAGCUGGAGCAAGGAGUGUGUACGGUUUGCUUUAAAAUAUUCAAAACGGAGCGCUCACUCAAAAAGCACAAACGAAAAAUGCAUCCCAAAAUAUUUGUGUGUCCGAACUGUCCGAAGCAGUUCCUGUACAAAAGCCUACUGGAUAAGCAUACGCGUGUUCAUACGCAGGAGAAACCAUUCAGAUGUUCGGAAUGUGAAGCGGCUUUUUCCCAAAAGAUAAAUCUCGACAUACAUCUGAAUCGAAAACACAACUUUAACGUGGGAAAUCCGAUAGAGCGAUGCUUCGAGUGUGAAUAUUGCGAUAAAACCUUCGAUCGCCCUUCAUCUCUCAAAACCCACACUCGAAUACACACCAACGAACGACCAUUCGCUUGCGCCCACUGUCCGAAAUCAUACGCAACAAACAGUUCCCUGGCAUCGCAUAUCAAAGCAAAUCACCGAGGGGAAUCAGUACUGCUUCAGGCGUCAGCACGCAAAAAAAUCGCCGAUACGGACCACCUUAUUGUGGAAGAACGCGGCGCACCAGAUAUUGUCGAAGAAGUGCAAGAUGCGGACGGCAAUGUGAUACAAUACUCGAUACAAAUCAUCGACCCACCCAAUGUUACGUUAGAGCAAUAGCGGAGCCCUAGUCUAGAUUAUGUUUCUCUAGAAACUAGGCAAUAAUCAAGACAAAGUGAUAUAAAUCGUUGGUCCAUCGCUUUUUCUCAAUUUAACGUGUGUUAUGCUUAGAAACGUGUCCGUGUCCAGCUUCAUUCAACCUUUGUGCUUCUUGAGUACAUCGUAACUGUGGGGGAAAAAGUGAAAAAAAAUAUACACGGGAAUGUAUUUCAACCUCAUUUUAACGUAGAACAACCGUCUAUCAUGGUUUAUCCGAAAAAUGAUCAUGGUUUGUCCGGUUUCAGAAAACGCUAUUUUUGAAUGAAGAAAUUCGAAUUUUCAAGAAGAUGUUGUAUUUCUCAUUGCUUGAGUUUACUGUCAUAAUAUUGAUCCAUUUAUAAUUCAGCAAUGCAGAUUGCAGAUUUGGUUGGAGGAAUAUAAGUUUCCACAGCAUUUGGGAAUUUUUUGACGCAUGUUUACAUUUUGAAAAGGGCGUAUCAAUUUUAGAAGGAGAAAUCUUUGAUAAUUUAUAUCUCAAAAACUAUGAGUCCUACCAAAAUAGUGCUUUAGAAAGAGUUAUAGAGUAUUGAUGUCCAAACGUGAAAAAAAUAUUACUUUUUUUAUUUAUAAAAAAAAAACUUUAAUUUGCAAUAUCUAAAAUAUAUAUAUUUUUUUAUUUUUUUUUUGAAUUUUUUCAUGUGAAAUAGGAGCUAUGUAGAAAAUUUAAAAAACGAGUACAAAAUGGUGAAACUAUUUUUGACGAACUUUGUGGAACAUCGAAUUUUUAUGAAUUUUCGAAACUUCGAAUUUUUGUAUGUUAACAAUCAUUUUAGCCACAAAUUAUGAAUUCUGAUGUGAUUUAAAACAAAAAAAGCUCUUUGUCAAUCUCCUUCUAAAUGCAGCCAUUCUCGAGGUAUUUCAAAAAACAUUUCUAAUUUAUUGUCCUUUUUAUAGUAAAUAGACUCUUUUAAUAUGUUUGCCUUGUUAUACCGCCAUGUUCAUGAAAUUUUAUGAAUUUGCCUAUAAUUUCCAACAACUUUUCCGAAUACAUCAUUAUGGUAAAAAUUU
Messenger RNA from Toxorhynchites rutilus septentrionalis, 3170 nucleotides. Its product is annotated as zinc finger protein 69 homolog. The record is from RefSeq and is a predicted model, not a curated record. Gene Ontology annotation, molecular function: DNA-binding transcription factor activity, RNA polymerase II-specific; RNA polymerase II transcription regulatory region sequence-specific DNA binding. The transcript is spliced from 6 exons. Gene Ontology annotation, biological process: regulation of transcription by RNA polymerase II. NCBI's taxonomy places the organism in Eukaryota, Metazoa, Arthropoda, Insecta, Diptera, Culicidae. Bases 180 to 2123 code for a protein of 647 amino acids. Gene Ontology annotation, cellular component: nucleus.